This is a messenger RNA of Sorex araneus (European shrew), 1534 nucleotides long. RefSeq names its product RAB40B, member RAS oncogene family (gene RAB40B). Gene Ontology annotation, cellular component: synaptic vesicle; plasma membrane; endosome. The coding region runs from base 103 to 966 and encodes 287 amino acids. Gene Ontology annotation, molecular function: GTPase activity; GTP binding. The record is from RefSeq and is a predicted model, not a curated record. The transcript has 6 exons. Gene Ontology annotation, biological process: protein localization to plasma membrane; intracellular signal transduction. NCBI's taxonomy places the organism in Eukaryota, Metazoa, Chordata, Mammalia, Eulipotyphla, Soricidae.
AGCUGGUGGGGCGGGGCCGGGCGCUGUCAGGCCGCGGGGGCUGCCGCGGCGACUGCGGGGGCCUCGGUGUCCGGCAGCCCCUCCGUGCCGUCGCGGCCGGGUAUGGGCGGGGACGACGGCGUAGGCACCAUGAAUGCCCUGGGCAGCCCGGUCCGCGCCUACGACUUUCUGCUCAAGUUCUUGUUGGUGGGUGACAGCGACGUGGGCAAGGGCGAGAUCCUGGCGAGUCUGCAGGAUGGCGCGGCCGAGUCCCCGUACGGCCACCCGGCGGGCAUCGACUACAAGACCACCACGAUCCUGCUGGACGGCCGGCGCGUGAAACUACAGCUCUGGGACACAUCGGGGCAGGGAAGAUUCUGUACCAUAUUCCGCUCCUACUCCCGGGGCGCACAGGGCGUGAUCCUGGUCUAUGACAUCGCCAACCGCUGGUCUUUCGACGGCAUCGACAGGUGGAUCAAGGAGAUCGACGAGCAUGCCCCCGGCGUCCCUAAAAUCCUGGUGGGCAAUCGCCUGCACCUGGCCUUCAAGAGGCAGGUGCCCACGGAGCAGGCCCAAGCCUAUGCUGAGCGUCUGGGGGUCACCUUCUUCGAGGUCAGCCCACUGUGUGACUUCAACAUCACCGAGUCCUUCACCGAGCUGGCCAGGACUGUGCUGCUGCGUCAUGGCAUGGACCGGCUCUGGAGGCCGAGCAAGGUUCUGAGCCUCCAGGACCUGUGCUGCCGCGCUGUGGUGUCCUGCACGCCCGUGCACCUCGUGGACAAGCUGCCGCUCCCCAUGGCCUUAAGAAGCCACCUCAAGUCCUUCUCCAUGGCCAAUGGCCUCAACGCCAGGAUGAUGCAUGGCCGCUCAUACUCACUGGCCACUGGCCCCAGCCACAAGAGGGGCAGCUUCUGCAAAGCCAGGGCCAGCCGGGCACCUCGGAGUCCCCCACGGCACUGUGCCCGAAGCAGUUGCAGGGUCUCCUAGGGUGACCUGGUUCCUGUGAGGGACUGGGCCACACACCCAAGAACGUCCUAGAGCUGAGAGCCCCCUGCUGCCCAGAACACUGGUGACGUGACCGGCCUCAGUGUCUGCAGGCCGAGCACGAGUGCAUCUUAGGUGUGUCUGGAGGUCCAGUGCCAGGUGCUGACUGGCUCACUCACCACAUCUGCCCAGUGCGUGCAGCUUGUUCCUCCAGCACGAGAACCCAGUCUGUGCGUGCCACGGAACAGUUCAGGGCGUGGAAUAGUCGGGGCAGUCGGGGCCAGCCUCUCCAAGAGCCACUCUCAGCUGGGGAGGACAUGGGGCUCAUCACGCUUGUGCUGUCCUAUGGGGAUUGAGAAGUGACUUAUACGCAUAUUUUUCUGUAAACUCACCUUUUUUGUACAAGAUGAUCCACAAGUCAGGAAGCUAAGGGAAGAAAAUGCCAAAGAAAUCUCCAGUUUGGAUGGACGUGGGCCUACACAGGGCAGGAGGCAUGGCAAGGGCUGCCCCCGCCACCCCUGCAGAGCCAGGUGAAUGUGGUUCUGAAAGUAAAACGUGCAGCUGGUCUUUG